GGAGCGCGCAUGUGGGCGGCAACAGGGAACGUCUGUCCUCCUGUGGGAUCGGAGCGGGGUGCAAUGGUGUUGUGAUUGGGGUGGACAUGGGCACCGCACCCUAUAAAACUACUAGCAGGGAGGAGACAGGAGCAGAGGAAGCAGAGAGACGCCUCGCCCACAGCAUGUCCGGCCACAAACUUCAGUCUAUGCAGCCCUUACUUAUAUUUGUGUGGUGCCCAUUUCUUCAGUGUAAGAACCAGAGCUGUGUGGAGAUUUCUGCAUAAGAGCACAUUGGAAAUUACAGUGGGACUGUCUCCAUACCUCAUUGCUCGUGUGGAUCUCACAUCACGCCAUUAAAGAAGAUUGCAGAUCUUAGCUCGGAUGAAAUAUAGACUAUUCUGAUUUAAUAUUAUAAUCACGAAUCUACAUUGUAUCAAGCCACCGACAGACUGCUGCAAAAUAGUGUAUACGCUGAAUAUUUAUACCAGGAUCAGAUCUUACUUAAUUUUAUUUAGACAAUAAUUUACCAGUGAACACGGGACCUUCUAUGUGGAAUAUACUUACAACUGUUGCCGUUUACUUCACUAACAUAGGGGCAUAAUUGCCCAUAAACAAGAUGAUGAAAGUACUAAGUUGGCGUUGGGCGCAUGCGCAUCACGUCACGCGCAUUCUAAUUGGCUGUGUCAGAUCAGCAGGACUCGCACAGGAUUGGUGGAGUCCGAUAAGCUUGCGCACUGCUGACAAACGCAAACAACAUACGGCGAUACACGAGACUGCAGCAUCUCUGUUGGAUAUGACCUCAGUCUGGAUGAGAUUAGAGACCUGACAAUGGAAAGAGUGAAAUUUGUCAUGAGUCUACCCCAAGUUCAGCAAGCAUUUAAUGAAAUGAUAGAUAAAAAAAAGAACUUUGUCAACAAAAGUAUGAUAAUGGGAGAAGUUCUUUGUACAGCUGAUAUGACAACUGGAGUAAAGUGUGGAGUCAUCUGCUGGUUAUUUGGAGGAGCAGUGAUGAACCUUGGCAGCCCAGAACACAUCCAGAAAUGGUUUGUUCCCUUAAAGAAUCUGGAGUAUACAGGGAUGUUUGCAAUGACAGAACGCGGACAUGGAAGUAAUGUAAGAGGGAUACUGACCGAAGCUGUGUUUGAUCCAGUGACACAGGAGUUUAUUAUCCAUACCCCUUGUGAGAAUGCUCAGAAGAUGUAUAUUGGCAAUACAAUGAAAGGAAACUAUGCUGCUGUGUUUGCACAACUAAUUAUCAAUGGGAAAUCUCAAGGGCCGCAUUGUUUCAUUGUCCCAAUCCGUGACAAAAAUGGGAAUAUGUAUCCAGGUGUAGAAGCAAUAGACAUGUUGUACAAAGAAGGACUUCAUGGCGUAGACAAUGGAAUCCUGACAUUCAAUCAAGUUCGGAUCCCAAGAGAAAACCUGCUGGACAAGUUUGGCUCAGUUUCUUCUAAUGGCAAAUACAGCUCACCAAUUGAGAACAAAAGUGCCCGCUUUAAUGCCAUGCUAGCUGCUCUCACACCAACAAGACUAGCCCUAACGUUUCAGGCUCUAGGAGCUAUGAAGCUUGGAUUGACCAUAGCUAUUCGAUAUAGUCACAGCCGAAGACAGUUUGGCCCCAAGAACAAGGAAGAAGUGAAGAUAAUUGAUCACCAGACACAGCAUCUGCGACUGAUGCCACAUCUGGCCACGGCACUGGCCAUAACAUUUACUAGCAGAUAUGCGGGGGAAAUGCUGGAUGAGGAUGUUUAUCAUAAUAGAGACCUGGUAAAUAAUCGUCCUUUGCAAGCACUUGUAGCGGGCCUUAAAGCUUACAGCACAUGGGAGAAUCUGUCUUGUCUACAAGACUGCCGGGAAUGUACUGGAGGAAUGGGUUUCAUGAUGGAGAACCGAAUCCCUGGCUUAAAAUGUGACUCAGAUGUAUUUGUCACAUUUGAGGGUGACAAUGUUGUUAUGCUGCAGGUGGUAGUUCGAGAACUGCUCGCACAAUACUCAAGGCAAUAUGAGGAAAGCCCAGUAUUUGGUCUUCUCAGAAACUGGACCAGUUCUGUUGGUGAUUGGCUAAGAACAAGUAUCUUGGCAAUUGGUUCAGAUAAAAUCAGCAACCUGACAUUCUUUGUAAAAGCUGUCAGUUUUCGGGAGAGGGUACUGCAGCAUGGGCUGGCAGCCAGACUAUACCACAAGGUAAUGACAAGGAAGGAGGAGUUUUUCUCUGCUUGGAAUUCCUGUUUGAACCACGUGGUCACCCUGGCUUUGGCUCAUAUCCACAGAGUUACCUUGGAGCAGUUUGCAUUAGCUGUGGAGUCUUGUCCUGCGCCAAAGGAUCAGAGUUUACUAAUGGAGUUCUGCCUGCUUUAUGGCACAAAAUUGAUUUACAAUGAAAGAGCCUGGUAUCUAGAACAUAAAUACCUAACACCAGCAACCAGUAACCAGAUCAGAGAUCAGUUACUGGAGCUGUGCAGGUUGGUGAAAGACGAUGCCCUGAAGGUUGUUUCUGCUUUUAACUUACCACGUGCUACCAUCCAAGCCCCUAUUGCUGGCAUUCCCAAUCCAAGGGCACAGUGGGCUUAUUACCCUGAGCCAAAAGAAGAAGAUCCCAAAGUGCCAAGGAAAAUCAGUGCCAAGCUAUAAUCCGAUCCUGCCGAAUGUUGACACAGCAGCCAAAUUAAGUGAAGUGACUCACCGAAAAUGUUUAAGCUUUCUUUCUUGUUCUCAAUUGCAGGAAAUUAUCCAAUUACCUUUAUAAUAAAGACACAAUCCUCUUUUAUACUGUAGUAGUGAAGAGAAACCGGCACUUUCAAGCACAAAAAAUGUAUGCAAUAUUUAUGGCAAUAGGCAGUGAUGGCAAAAGGUAGCGUUUGUAAUCCACGAGGCGGCGGUGCAUGAACCCAGAAGAAACAAGUGAAAUAUGCACAAGGAAAUAAUAAGGAUGCACUCACCGGUCGUAUCUGGGAAAGCUUGGUGGAAUUUAUUUACCCAGCUGACACAGUUACAUCUUCAAUGGAGGAAGGGAGAGACACAGAUACCAGCUCCAGAGGAGUUGGAAAGGAAGCGACGGUCCGUUUGGCAGUAUGCACUGCUUGUUCACGCUACUGGUGUCUGUGUCUCUCCCUUCCUCCAUUGAAGAUGUAACUGUGUCUUCUUGUAAAUAAAUUCCAUCUAGCUUUCCCACAUAAGACCGGUGAGUGCAUCCUUAUUUCUUCCUUGUGCUUUAUCCUCUUUUAAUUGUUAAUAUUGAGGAAAAAACACAGAUAAAGAUGUAACGGGACAACUAUGAACAUAAUCAUUUUAUAAUUUAUAAAUAGAUUCUUUUUCAUAAUAAAUUGAAUUCUGAAAAGUCAGUAAUGUAGUGUAUGCCUGUACCAUAUGUGUAACUAAAAGUAAUGCAGAGCAAAUUUCCAAAUAAUAACAAAUGCAAGUCUAUUACUUUCGGGGCACAUGUUACUACAGGCAAUGUAAUUAUAAUGACAUUAUUACAACACUGAAGGGUAAUUGAGAGGGAUGCUGGUAAGUGUACUAAGUCUACUAUCCCUGCUUACUGGUUGUUAAAUAAUCUGUAUCCAUUGUAUGGGCUAUGUCAUAUUGAGGUCCAUCAGAUGAAAGCUUGGAUAAAGCUGAGGGUUUUGUCACAUUGGAGUCUACAAGACUACAAUACAUGUAACACUAAGAAAUGUUAUCAAAAAGAUUGAAUUAAAGGAGUACUCCAAUGGAAAACAAUUGGUGCCAGUAAAUUAAACAGAUUUGUAAAUUACUUCUAUUAAAAAAAAUCUUAAUCCUACCAGUACUUAUCAGCUGUUGUAUGCUCCACAGGAAGUUCUUUUCUUUUUGUAUUUCUUUUCUGUCUGACCACAGUGCUCUCUGCUGACACCUCUGUCCAUGUCAGGAUCUGUCCAGAGCAGAAUAGGUUUACUAUAGGGAUUUGCUCCUACUCUAGACAGUUUCUAACAUGGACAGAGGUGUCAGCAGAGAGCACUGUGGUCAGACAGAAAAGAAAUUAAAAAAGAAAAUAACUUCCUCUGUAGUAUGCACCAGUUGAUUAAAAAAAAAAAUUCCACUGGAGUAACCCUUUAAGUUUUUCAGGGCAGACCCCUAUUACCACCAUGAUGCCAACAGACAUCCAACAUUACAUGUAAUCUCAACUGCCUGAAAACAACCAUGGAACAAUUCCAUUUCAUCUAGGAAAGUGCAUAUUUUCCAAUAAGUUCUCUUUCUCUAUAAAAUGUGAUCAGGGAUCAAACGUUAUAUAUGAUAUCUAACUACUCCGUGACCUCUUGGACAAUCAGAUGUCAUAUUAAAGGUUAUUU
This is a messenger RNA of Hyla sarda, 4286 nucleotides long. RefSeq names its product acyl-CoA oxidase like (gene ACOXL). Gene Ontology annotation, molecular function: FAD binding; fatty acid binding; acyl-CoA oxidase activity. The transcript is spliced from 23 exons. Bases 811 to 2613 code for a protein of 600 amino acids. The record is from RefSeq and is a predicted model, not a curated record. Gene Ontology annotation, biological process: fatty acid beta-oxidation using acyl-CoA oxidase; lipid homeostasis. Gene Ontology annotation, cellular component: peroxisome. NCBI's taxonomy places the organism in Eukaryota, Metazoa, Chordata, Amphibia, Anura, Hylidae.